GUAUAGCCAUUAUUUAUUGACAGAUGUCUUCAAAUAUUUUGACAAGUGUGCAGACCUCAUAGCAAUAAGUCUUGUUUUUUAUACAGGUGAAGUUUCUAAUGACAGUAGGCAGAAAACUGUCCACCACCCGUCUGUCAAAUGAGAGGAAUUUUAUCUUUAAUGGACAAAUGUUGGAACAAGAACUGAAACCGUUUACUGAGUUUGAAACUUCCCGAGCACUACGUAGAAUUUCUGAAAAAUCUGAAAAGGAGCUGUCAGACAGGGUGUGCAGUGAUAUACAUGCAUUAUGUGGGGGUAUUCCAUUUUCUGUAAGAGUGGUCGGAGAUUUGUUAAAAAAUGGCUUCACGCCAGAAAAACUUCUCUCUGGACUUCAGCGCCAGCCACAAUCAGUCCCAAUGGAUGUGUUCCUGCAAAAGUCUUUUCAGAUGCUGGAAUCAACGCCCUCAAUAUAUGAAUUGAAAGGUCUUCUUGUCAGAUUUUCAGUUUUCCAAACUGCAAGGUUCAAUAUAAAUGCUGCAGUUGCAGUAGGCUUCAAUACAUCAAGAGACGAAGAAUUUCGAAGACCUUUAAGUCUCUCGUCAUUAAGUGGAAGGACAAUUACAGAUGAAACAGUGAAAAAUGAAAUGGAACUGAAAUUACAGCAGUUGAAGUGUCAUUUUUUACUAGAAGUUGAUGAUGCCCAAUCUUCACUAGGAAGAAAAAGAGCAUUCGGUGAAAAGUUAUUCUCUUUGCAUCCAUUGGUUGCUAACUACAUAAUGUCACUUUGUAAAGAAGAUGAAAACCUCAGGAUGGAAAGAGAAUCAGCAAGAUCACAGUUUUUACAGUAUUAUGGCUCUUUCAUAGAGUCAUUAGGUAAACGUUGCGAUAGUGACCUUCUCAUAUCAAGAAACAUGAUGGAGGCAAGUAUGAUACAUAUUAAGCAAUUUUUCACGAUUAUUCGUGAAGAGAAAUUUUUGUUAACCCAGUAUUUACCACAGAAAGAUCCAAACAAACAUAAAAGAUCUGCUAAAGUUGCUGUUCAGAGAAGGCACAUUUGGAAAAUUGCUGAAUGGGCGAUUUCAUCAUCUGAAAGGACAUUGUUUGCAAGAAGACAAGCUGAACUUGAGCAUGAUAGAAAAAAAUUGUUCAGCUAUAUAUACUGGAAAUCACUGGAAGCAGAAAGUCUGUUAAUACAGGAUCGGAUUCAACUGACUCUUCAACUAUUGAAAAGUGUAACCUCUGAGCUAAAAAUCGUCAGAGAUGACACUGUAUGCUCAAAAGUGGAUGGAUGGGUUAUAGUCCCAGAUGAAGAAAUGAUUACCUGGGCAACAUUUUAUACGGUAAAGGGAAGACUUUACUUUAAGAAAAGUAGACACAAUAACGAGAAAGUCUUGCAGGAACGAGCAAUGAAUAUAUUAACACUGGCAGAAAAUCUUUUGGAAGGAAAAGAUAAAUCAUGCAAAGGUGAGGAUCUCAAAAAAUACUUUAAAAUUGAUCUUGCAGAAGUCAAAAAUUUGAAAGGUUGUGUAUAUUUCUUGAUGAAGGAUUACAACAAAUCACGAAAUUGUCAUGAAACUGCAUAUAAUCUUGUAUUGAAGUUAACUGGGAACCAGCUUCAUAAAAAUCUAACCGAGUACCGUAGCAAUGUAGCUUCCUGUUACUAUCAGUCAGCAUUGGAUGCUAACGAUCAAAUGAAGAGGGAUGAACUGUUCCAGAAGGCUUUAAAAUAUUAUGCUAUGUCAGUACGAGACAAUCAGAAAAUCAAUUGUGAAAUGAUGCCAAGUCAAGCAGGAACUUUACGGAACAGAGCUGAAAUUUAUUAUAAACAGGACCGACUGGAGAAUGCUUUAGAAGAUGGGAAACAUGUAUUGACAAUUGUUCGCAAUUUGUACGUAGCUCCACAUAUAGAGAUAACUCUUGCCAUUGAAAGACUCGCAUACUACCACUUUAAACUAUGGAAGAAAAAACAGAAGGAUUUAGAUGGAGAAGGCCAGACUCAUUUGGAGAAGGCCAUGAAACUUUACGAUGAGGUAUUGAUGCAAAUUACAAAUGGUGGAUUACCUUUAGAAUAUAAUGAUACCAGGACAUACAGAAAUGUCAGAGAAAAUCAUAUGAAAGUGAUGAGGCUACUGAGGUAUGAAGGGCGAUUAUUUGAAGAUCGACUUCGACAGUACCAGGGUUUUGAAGAGGGAAAAUACAAUAAGAAAAUUCACCAUAAUCUGCAGCAUGAUCUAGACUUUGUUCCUGAAGAAUUUCUCAAAAAAGCCAUUGCAGAGGGUGCAAAAUUUGUACCCCACAAAAUGGAAGAUUCUGAUGAUAUAUCUAGUGAAUCGGGCUGGAAUAAAGCUAACCCUGUAAGUAGCAUUAGCAGCAGCAAUAGUACCUCUGAACGUGCACAAAGCCCAAAUAGAAUGAUGGACAUUGAUCAAGUCGUUGCACUUAAAAGACAAGAUAGUGGUUUAGAAGAAGCUGAGAUGAGUGAUGAAGAGUUAAAAGGCCCACAAAAAGAACUUAAUGAUAUGGAAGUGGAUAAAAGAGAUGUGAAACCAUCAAUAGUAGAUAAUGAUCAUGAUGCUGUUAGUAAAAGAAAAAUGUUACGUAAAAGAUCCUCUGUGCAUGUUAGUAGUAAACGACAAGGUGUUGCUGAAGGAGGGGAAGUUAAAGAAGAGAUAGGAAUGAUUAAAUUACAAGAUCCAUCACAGGAUAGUGUUAUGUCAAAAACGGACAGGAAGAUCUAUGUUAGAGAUGAAGAGAUAGAAGAUGGUAAGUUUGCUUGUAAAUGUACACUAAUUCUCUCAACAAUCAAUAUUUUCUGUAAUGUUAUCAAGAUUCAUAGUUCUGAUGCAGAUUUCUCUCUGAACAUAAUAAAGGACAUGCAUUGCUGCUAAUGGCAAAAAUGAAACUCUCCAGCAAAAUUCCCUCAAUGGUUACACGGCUUUUUUGAAGAAAAAAAUGAAACAAACAAAUAGAUUUUGAAGUUAAGUUCACCCUGCAAAGAAACAAAUGCACUAGCUGUAUACAUACUUAAGCUACAAUUAUUCUACAACUGUCAAUGAUUUUCUCACUUAAUUGGGAAGAGGUCAUAGCCUCAUGAUUUUGGGAAAACUGUUUGUAAAAUUUGGGAGGUAAAACGGAGUGCGUUUGUCGGAUUUUUUUAGGGAACUGCAUGGUUUUAAAGAACAUUUCGAUUGGGAAAACAUCUUUAUAGGCUUCAGUUAUAUCAGAUGAAAAAUCAUUUUGUCUACGUAUCUGCUGAUUUUUUCAGCGGAUUUAUAAUUUUACAAUUUUUUAA
Ruditapes philippinarum (Manila clam) is the source of this 3271-nucleotide messenger RNA. RefSeq lists its product as uncharacterized. Lineage: Eukaryota; Metazoa; Mollusca; Bivalvia; Venerida; Veneridae. The record is from RefSeq and is a predicted model, not a curated record. Bases 99 to 2867 code for a protein of 922 amino acids. Gene Ontology annotation, molecular function: protein binding. The transcript is spliced from 6 exons.